UUGGUAGUUGCAUGUAUACAUAGUUUGCCGCCACGAUUGUUGCCCUAGCUAUAACAUUUGUAUAUUUAAGUUAUUUAUGCAAAUCCAAGUCGAAAAAGAUAGAAUGUGUUUUUCUUGUGAAUAAUAAAAGCACUUGUUUUUCGUCGUCAUUCCUUAUUGCUUUGUCUGUUACUUAAGAGACGAAAUGAAUAAAUAGUAUACAUGUACAUAAAGUGCGUAAUAUAUGAUAUUAAUUAAUAUCUAAUUAUUAAUUUAUUAUUUCAAUGGAACGUAACGAUAAUGACUAAAAAUGGUAUAACACAUAUGUAUGAGGAUAUUAAUAUUAACUAAAUUGGUCAAGAGGUAUUUGUACAACAAUAAUAACUAUAUCUAAUAUAAUGCAAGAUGGAUAUUAAUUACAACAAUAUAUAAGUUUUUACAAUAUAUAAAAAGACAAUUUUUAUGACUAUUUGUAAUAAUGGAUUUAAAUAUUGACAUGACAUCAACUGAAACAUCUAAUGUACUAUCUUCAGUACAAAAUGAUACUAGUAUAAAGAUUGAUAAUAAAAAUGAAAAUUCCACAGAAAAAUCGAUGUGUGAAAUUACAGAAGCUAAUGAAGAAAAUGUUAGUGAAAGUACUCAAUCGAAUAAAAUAAAUAGUGAUAAGGAUAUAAUUAUUGAUACAACAAAAUCAAAUAUCGAAAACACAAAUAUGAAAGAAACUAUAAGUGAUUCAAACAUAUGUGCAGAUAAAAUUUCUGAAGAACAUAAUAUAAAAAUACAGGAAUCUACUUCAGAAAUUACUGAUAAACAUAUGGAUAAGUCUCUUACAAAUAAAGAAACUAUCAGUCUAGCAAUUCCUGAUGCCAAUGUCUCAACCGAAAUUUCAAAUGAACAAUUAGAAACUAAUAAUUUAAUAAAUGAACAAAGUAUUAAUGAUCUAGAGGAAACAACAUCACAAAAUACUAAUCUAAAGACCAUUGAAGAUCGAUAUUUAGAAGAAAAUGUAAACACAGCAGAUGCAGCUGAUGUAAUAGUGCAAGAAUCUGCAAUAAGUAUGAAUAGUACAGAAUUAACUUCGAAUAAUACAGAUACAAAAAAUAAAAACUUAAAUGUUGUACAAGAAGAUAUUGAUGUUUCAAAUAUAGAUCAGGGAACUUCUGAUAAAAAUGUAUCUGUACCAGAAAACACUGAAUUUGUACAAUUUUCACAAGAUAAACAUGGUGAUUCGCAAAUUGAAAAUCAAUCUAUAGAUGCAGAAGAUCCUUUUGCUGGAGACAAUUUGACUUCUGAAAAUGUUGAGUCAAUGGAUGUAGAUAGUCCUUUGGAAACAAAUGUUGAUUUUUCAAAGCUGUGCGAACAAGGCGAUAUUCUUCAGAAUAUUGAUUUUAAUACCAAAUUAAAUAAUAGUAACAAAGUGAAUUCAUUACAAGAGGAUGAAAGAGAUAAGAUUUCUCUGGAUAAUGUAGAUCACUCAACUAUUUCAAAAAAAUGUUUUGAAUCUAUGCCAGAUAAGUUAGAUUCAUCUAUAACAAUUAAUGCAGAAAAUAAAAAUAUUCUAUCAGAGGUAGACAUAUUGUUAACAGAUACUGCAGAAUCUAUUAAUGAGUGUAAUAAAAAUGUAAAGAAGGAUGCAGAAGGUGAAACAACGAUAGAAACAGAAGAAGAACAAUCUAAUAUAUUGCCUGGACAAGAUGAUGAAUUGUGUAUUAUUCCAGAUAGUAUGAAAAUGAUAGUACCAGAAACAGUAACAGAAAAAGAAAAUAACGAUAAAAAUAAAUCCACAUUGGAUGAAGUUGUUAUUCAAGAAGAAGGACAAAAAUUAGUUAAUGAAAAUAUUGAAAAUAAUACAGUAAACAAUGAAGAAAAAGCUACGAUAGAAAGUAAUACUAAUAAAGAGCAACUACAAAGUAUGCAAGAAGAGCAUGUAGAUGUAGAAAAAAAUGUGCCAGUAACUGCUGAUGUUAUAAAUCUCGAUGAUGAAUCUAAAAAUUCUGAAAUAGAAGAAAUCUUAUUGAAACAUAAAUGCAAACAGUGUAAUGAAGAAACAUCAUGCAAAUUUAAAGUAAAGAUUGGUACUGAUACUUUUAAUGUAUGUUCUAAAACAUGCAAAACAUUAUUUAACUCUGCUAAUAAUAAAGCAACUGACAUACCAAGUGAUACGGUUAAUUCAAAAAGAGAUAAACGCUGUGCAAAUUGCUUAUUAAUUAUUGAAUCGAAUGAUGAAAAAAAUCUUUCAUGGGAAACAAUGGAAUUUUGUAAUGAAGAGUGCUUAGGAAAAUUUCAAAACAAAUACGGAAGCUAUUGUAGAAAUUGCAAUGGUUCUGUUCAAGCAGUAAGUUUAGGAAAAUAUUGUGUACGUUUUGGUUAUGAUGUCAGGCAAUUCUGUUGCUCUACCUGUUUAGAAGAGUUUAAAAAAGGUUUGAAAGUAUGUAGUUACUGUCAAAAAGAUAUAAGUUCAGGUGUAGAAGGUUUUUUAGCUCCUGUAGGUGAUAAAGGACAGUUUAAAGAUUUUUGUACCCAAAACUGCAUGGAAAAAUAUUCAAAAAUGAGCUCUACUGAGCUUCCUAAUAUAGAAAAGAAAUCUUGUAGUGUUUGCCAAGAGGAAAAACUUGUACAUUGUGAAGUUCAAUUAGAUAGAGCUGAUCCAGUAGCUAUAUGUAGUGAGCCGUGUUUUGCAGCAUUUAAGUUUGUAAACAAAGUUGAUCCAGACCAAUGUUCUACUUGCAAACAAUUUUUCGAAUUACAAAAUAAGAAAAGUUUUGUUAUCUUUUAUGAAAAUGAAGCCCAUACAUUUUGUAACAAGACAUGUUUAAAUAUAUUUAUAAUUACUAAUAGAAAAAUAGUACCUUGUAAUUGGUGCAAAGUAAAAAAAUAUAAUUUUGACAUGAUCAAAAAAGAAUUAAAAAAUGGGCAACUUAUGAUGAUGUGUAGUUUAAAUUGUUUAACAUUAUACCAGGUAUCUAUUAAUGCUGUAUCAGCAAAACGUAUAAAUUGUGACUUUUGCAAAGAAUUUUCUCAAGCACAAUAUCAUUUAACAAUGUCAGAUGCAACAAUACGUAAUUUUUGUUCAUACAAUUGUGUUAUGAAUUUCCAAUCUCAAUAUACAAAAUCUCCGAUAACAAUACCAUCAAGUGAUGAUCCUGUUCCGACAGGGAUGCCAAAGCGAACAAUGCCACAAAGGACUACAAAUCAGAGUACAUCAAAAGUAAAUGAAAUACAAAAUAAAAAAAAUUUGCCAGUUAUAUCUUCGGUAACAAGUUUAGCGACAAUAGGAAAUGGACAAGCUAAUUCAUCUGCUACACAAAAUAACGUAAAUGCAACAGUUCAAAAUCAAGUGCCACAAAUCAUUUAUAAGCAACAGAUUAUCACAAGACCGCAUAGUCCAGCAAAUAUUCAUAAUAAAAUUACCCAAUGCAAACCUUUAACGCAUACAAAAGGUGUUUCUGUACGUCCACACCCUUGCAAUAAGUCGACACAAACAGAAGAAACUCAACAAAUGGUUAUUCCGAUACCAGUACCAAUAUAUGUUCCAUAUCCUGUACAUAUGUUUAGUAUGCCUUUUCCAAUACCAUUACCUUUUCCAUUGCCUAUACCUGUUCCAGUUUUUAUACCUACAACAAGAAAUAGUGCUAAAGGAAUUUUUAAAGACAUUAAAAGGAUACAAGAAAAAAUACCAGCUGAUCCUUUUGAAGCUGAACUUCUUAUGAUGGCUGAAAUGGUAGCUACAGAAAAAAAAAAUAAUGAGACUGAUUCUGAUUCUGUAGAAGAGAGAGAUGACGAUGGAGGUGAUCAUGAUAAUACGCAUAGUGAUGGUUUUAAUCCAGAUGGUGUCGAUUCUAACAAUACUUUUGGUGAUAUGUUACAAAUGGCAUUAAAAAUGGCUACUGGAGAAUUGGAUGAACCAGCAGUUGACCUAGAAGCUGCUUUAACUCCAAAUACAAUAACAGCAACUCCAACUCCAGCACAAUCUGAAGCACCUUUAGAUAACGAUGUUCCAAUAGAACGUUCAAUAUCUUCCCGUGGCAGAAAACGAGUAGUUCCAUAUAAAUCUCGACCUACUCCAAAUAAGAAAAGUAGACGUGUUUCUGCUGCUAAUGAUAUACCACUCAUACCACCUCCGGAACCUCAGCCACCACCUCAACCAAGAAUUAUGGAACCUAUUGAAAAGCCGGAUGCAAAUAUGACUUUAAAAUAUACAUUUGGAGUUAAUGCUUGGCGACAAUGGGUAGUAGCAAAAAAUGCAGAAUUAGAAAAACAAAGUACACCAUUAAGGAAAAUGAAACUGUUUAAAACAGAUCUUUUACAACUUACAGCAGAUGAGUUGAAUUACUCACUGUGUCUUUUUGUAAAAGAAGUAAGAAAACCAAAUGGUGCCGAGUAUGCUCCUGAUACAAUAUACUACCUUUGUUUGGGAAUACAGCAAUAUUUAUUUGAAAAUAAUAGAAUAGAUAGUAUUUUCACAGAUUCAUAUUACGAAAAAUUCACAGAUUGCUUAAACGAGGUUGCUAAGAAAUUUUCUGCUCUUUAUAGUGAUACACAAUAUAUUGUAACAAGAGUAGAGGAAGAACAUCUUUGGGAAUGUAAACAAUUAGGUGCACACUCACCACAUGUACUUUUAAGUACACUUAUGUUUUUUAACACUAAACAUUUUAAUCUUGUGACUGUAGAAGAACAUAUGCAACUAUCCUUUUCUCACAUAAUGAAACAUUGGAAACGAAAUCCAGCAGCACAACCUGCUACAGUUGCCGGAAAAGCUCCAGGUUCAAGGAAUGUACUUUUAAGAUUUUAUCCUCCGCAGUCAGCUCUAGAAGCUAAUUCACGCAAAAAGAAAGUUUACGAACAACAAGAAAAUGAAGAAAACCCUUUAAGAUGUCCUGUCAAACUAUAUGAAUUUUAUUUAUCUAAGUGUCCGGAAAGUGUUAAAACACGCAACGAUGUAUUCUAUUUAUUACCAGAAAGAAGUUGUGUACCCGAUAGUCCAGUAUGGUAUUCGACUUCACCACUUGCCAAGGAACACUUGAUAAAAAUGUUAUAUCGCGUUAAAAUGGUUAAAGAAAUUAACGUAGCUUUAUUAACUAGUUAGUUAUACUUUCACCAAUUUUAUUUUUAUUAAUAGAAAAAAAUUCAUUGUUUUUUUUUAUGUAUGUUAUGCUAAAA
Polistes dominula (European paper wasp) is the source of this 5139-nucleotide messenger RNA. RefSeq names its product zinc finger protein without children (gene woc). The record is from RefSeq and is a predicted model, not a curated record. NCBI's taxonomy places the organism in Eukaryota, Metazoa, Arthropoda, Insecta, Hymenoptera, Vespidae.